AUGGGAAACGUGACGUCCAAGAGAACCGGCAGACGCCACUCUGCCGCGACGCGCGAGCUCGAGAAGUACACGAAGCCGACGGGGCUGUACCCGAGCUGUCCGUGGGAGCUCAAGAUUGCGCGCCGUCUGAUCGUCGACCGCAAACUGGCGCCGCGCUUUCAUGGCAAAGAGAUGAAGGAGGAGGGAUUCACUCUUGAGUGUCCGAUCUGCUUUAUGUUCUACCCCGGGAGUCUGAACACGUCGAGCUGCUGCAAGAAACCCAUUUGCUCCGAGUGCUAUCUUCAGAUUCGGCCGCCACGCAAAACGAUUUCCUGUCCAUUUUGCAACCAUGAAGGGUUCACUGUCCUGUACACGCCACUGACACCGACAGAGCUCACCUCGACCCAUUCCGUGACAAACGGAAUGUCUCCGCGUCGAAGUAGCGCCAUUGGCAUCCCCAAAGCUACAGAAACAGAGUGCGCUAUGACGUCAAGUCUGCAGAGUGUGCAGUACGCGUCAGUGGAAGACCGUGAUCGGAUUCGCGAUUCGCUUCGCUUGCAGCUUAGCAUCAGCGACAAGCCUGUGACCAACAGUCCACACCCGAAUCGUGUCGCAGCGCUGAAUGACGCAGCGUCCCACGUUGCGACAACACCCGCAGACGCUGCGCGGCUAGAGGAACUGAUGCUCUUGGAAGCUAUUCGGCGGUCGAUGCAAGAUAUUAGCGUCGACAAAAACGACGAGGAACGAGGGAAAUGGCAGAAUGCUCAGCUACCUAACGGCGUGAGUGGAGGUGCCGGCGAAGGGCAUGACUGCAACGUCGACUGUGCUAACGGUGUGGUGCUGAACGCAUCUCAACUCAGCGUUAACGCCCGAGAUGUGCUACACUAUCCCCCCAGCUCAUUCACAUCUCACUACCGCAAUAAUGCUGCGCCCCCAGUGCAAUCGUCUAACACACCGAGUUGGUAUUGUGGCAGUGAUUGA
Peronospora matthiolae is the source of this 960-nucleotide messenger RNA. NCBI's taxonomy places the organism in Eukaryota, Oomycota, Peronosporomycetes, Peronosporales, Peronosporaceae. The record is from the annotation of a GenBank genome assembly.